AUGGGGAAUACAAGGAGUGUCCCUGAGGGAGGUGAAGGAGAUGACGCAUGCACAGUAAAGAGCUAUCAGGCUCUAUCUGAAUCUCCUGACAAUAUUAAAAAUGGAUCUGUUGCAUUUGUUCAGGCUCAUUGUCCUGCAGUGAAUGGUGAAGUGGAUGCAAAGGCAAGUGUUGCACGGGAUAAUGUGGCCAUUUCUUCCCCAAAGACAAUGGAGCAGAGCCCUGUUCCUGUGGCAGGCGGGCAGAGCCUCGGGAGUGCUGCCAGCAGAGCUCUGCCAUCUGCUAAACCCCGCUCUGUCUUCGCGUUUGCAUGGUCUGUACCAGGGCGUACUGAAGAUCCAGCGACAGAUUCAUCACUUGGAGUGGGGAAACUUGAUGUCAGCUCGGAGGCGCCCAGAGCGAACAAAGCACCAAGUGACAGCGCGGAGGUUCCUGCGGCAGCUGGGUGGGAGGAAGGAGCACAUAAAAACCUGACCCAGGCCCCGGUGGCACCAUCCCUUCAUGACAUCGAUCUCACAGCAUCGGUGACACCUGAGGGAGAGGAUGCAGCUGCCUCAAAGCCAAAACAAGUAACCUUCUUUGACAGAUUCUUCAAGCUGGAGAAGGGAAAGGAAAGGAGUAAAGUGCAAAUUGAUACCCAGGAGGAAAGGCAGACUUCAGACCUUCCUGACGGGCACAUCACAGCGAAAGAGGCUGCUGGAUUACAGAGCACAUCAAACAGUAUAUUGCUGCCAACAGAGAUAGAUGCCUGCAACCAAAAAGACCUACCGCAGGACUCUGCAGGUGUCAACAGCCCCACUGCUGAGCAACCUCAAAAGGCAGAGGGAAAACAAGAAAGCCCUCAAACAGCUGUUCCAGUAGAUAACUCCAUCAUGAGUUUCCUUAAAACGCUGGUGUCCCCAAGCAAAGCUGAAGCCAAAAGUGAUUCUGAAGAUAAGGGAUCAAAAGCGGAAAAAGGCCAUGGUGGGCAACCUGCUCCGAAGACAGCGCCUGAAUCCCAAACUAAAGGAGCCAAGAAAAAGAAGGCAGAGUCUCCCAAACUAGGACACAGUACAUUUAGUAAACUCUUUAGGCAUAAGGCUGCAAAAGAGACCCAACAGACAACUAAUACCAAAAGCACUGAACAGCAGCCUGUUACCUCUGUAAAAUCAGACAAAAAUGUCCCUUCCUCUCAAGAGCCACAGGCAACUAAGCAGAGUACAAAAGCCCCCGAGCCUGCAGCCCAACAGCAGGCAGUGGCUAGCGAUGCCCCCAAAGAGGUGACGAAGGAGAGAUCAUCAUCUGCUCCCAUGCCGCUGAGCAAGCUCUUUUGGAAAAAGAACACAUCGGACGAAGCGGAGAUGGUAAGCAACGAAAAAGCAGACACGUCUUCAGAAGCAGCGGCUCCUGACAAGGAUGACACUAAGAACCCAGAAGCUGCAGAAGUGAAACACAGGAGAGAAGAAAGUAAAACCCCCAAAGCAAACCUGAGGAAGUUUUUUAAACUG
This is a messenger RNA of Nestor notabilis (Kea), 1485 nucleotides long. RefSeq names its product breast carcinoma amplified sequence 1 (gene BCAS1). The record is from RefSeq and is a predicted model, not a curated record. The annotation marks the transcript as partial. Lineage: Eukaryota; Metazoa; Chordata; Aves; Psittaciformes; Psittacidae. The transcript has 10 exons. Gene Ontology annotation, biological process: myelination.